Branchiostoma belcheri (Belcher's lancelet) is the source of this 5628-nucleotide messenger RNA. Its product is annotated as PH domain leucine-rich repeat-containing protein phosphatase 2-like. Gene Ontology annotation, molecular function: protein binding. NCBI's taxonomy places the organism in Eukaryota, Metazoa, Chordata, Leptocardii, Amphioxiformes, Branchiostomatidae. The record is from RefSeq and is a predicted model, not a curated record. Bases 523 to 4785 code for a protein of 1420 amino acids. The transcript has 17 exons.
GUAAUAUGGCUAAGACUACAGACGAUGAUAAGUGCCCGAGCACCCAAAUCACGCUAUUAAUAAAGCGAGUCACCCCCCGUAAAGCCUGGUCCAUUAAUCACAUAAACCACUGACAGCCUCUUGCCCUGAACGUCAUUUUUCGCGGGUCGGCGUGCCACGCCCAAUCGAAUGCGCUGUGUCGUAAUGAGGCGUUAUGUUCUGUCUUUUGUUGUAAACAACGUGAGGAAACAUAAACAUUCAUGUUCCGCUCAUGUAUCUAACUGGACUGGUAAUACCAAUAUGAUUUUUGGAAAGCUGGUGCUUUUUAGAAGCGAUUCCAGGGUUUAGGCGCUCAUUUCAUAUGGGAUAAAUUAUUCAUGAGCGAAGUUCCUCCACAGUUUGAUUGGUCGUCCGAAUGAGAGGCUAACUUCUGUGCUGAGUAAUUCAUUUUGCAACAAAUAUGGCGACACGGAGUUGUCAGAGGAAAUCACGCCGAGGGUUGUGUGGUGGUGAUUCUUGAAGAAUUUUUUUCUCGCGCCCACGAUGAGCUUGGGGUUUAACUCCCAGGGCAAGUACAAGCCCCACCGAAGACGGAAGAGUGCCGGUGCCGAGGUGGUGAACGGGGUGUCGGGCGGGAAGCACGAGGACCACAACCUCGGGGAGGGCGGUAAGUUUUCUCCGGUGCGAGAUGUUGCGAAGGUUCGCCUGGGAGCUCCAAGGAACGAGUCGGAGGAUCCGGUCUGGCUACAGGGGAGCCUCGACAGAGGAAUCAUUCGCGUGUACGAGGUAGACUCGGACCUCUGCGUGGCCGUGAGGUGCACUCUACAGACGAACGCGGCCGAGAUCUGCCAAAAACUCGGCCUGGACGCCGCCGAGGUGCCUUUGCCUGCGUGCGAUGAUCUCACGACUACUGAUGCUGCCCCACGCCUCCCCGCAGACACCGAAAAACUGAACGGAGACGACAAUCCUGUCGGUAAGGAGUUGUCGAACGGUCUCACCAGGACAGACAAGGUUUGCUCUCUACAUGUGCAAUUCAACGGGGGUUCGGUGCGGAGACUGGGUGCCGGGGAGCUUCCGUUGGUCCUACAGCAGGAGUAUCUCAGCCGCCUGGGCCUGACGGAGCCGCGCCGACUGCAGCAGGAGGGCCGCGCGCACGACCUGGGAAGCCUCAUCAGAUUCUACGCAGGGAGACCGAGAGUUGAGGAUGGUUUGGAGAGGGUGGUCCUGUCUGGCGUCUACAACGUCAAGAGUGGGCGGAAGCUGGCCAGCCACAAGUGGAGCCCGCGGCUGGUGGUGCUGUGUGGGACCAGGCUGCUGGUGUACCCGUCCACCGACUGUAGCGACAAGCCGCACGUCUUUCAACUCACCAACGGGAAGGUUGAAGAGCACAAGUCCAAGAAGCAUGACCAUUCGCUGGCCUUCAGCUGUGGGGGGCAGACCUACUAUGUGCAAUUUGAGUCAUGGCUGGAGAGCAUGAAGUGGCUAAGACUAGCUUCAAAGGUUGCGUCGCAGCAGCCAUGUACGAUGGACCUGUCCAGCUGUAGCCUGGAGCUGGUGCCUGACUGUCUGUUCUCUCACACCGACCUCACCUGCCUCAACCUGCGCCAUAACUACCUGGGGGAGAGACCUCACCACGUGCCAACCCAACAACAGGGCUACCUGGACGACCUCACAAGAUUUCAGCAGCUGAGGAGCCUUAAUGUCGCCUAUAACGCGCUGGGCCAGUUCCCAGCAUGCCUGUGUGACAUCGCCACUCUGACGGAACUGAACGUAGCUAGCAACAGAAUACAGGAGCUGCCCCCCUGCAUAGCCAACCUGGAAAGCCUCCAGGUGUUGCAUGCCGAGUGUAACCACCUGACAAGCCUGCCCAACGAGCUGCAGCAGCUGCAGCACCUGUCUCUACUUGGCAUCGCCUUCAACAGGUUCACGGAGGUGCCAGAAGUCCUGGCAGAGAUGAAAGGAAUAGAGAAUGUGGUGCUAACUGGGAACAGACUUCAGAAGCUGCCUGUAGAUCUGAUGAGCAAACUGACUCAUAUCAGGAGACUGGAGCUCAGGUCCAACAGAUUAGAGCUGACGUCUGUGGAAAACGUGACGUUCUUGGCCCUGGACAGCCUGACCCACCUGGACAUGAGCUACAACAGCGUGGCUGAGCUGGACGUCCGCGUCCUGAAGCAGCUGACCCACCUGUGUUGCCAGGGCAACGGCAUGAGCAGCCUACAGGUGUCUGGGGAGAGACUGGAGGUGCUGAAUGCCAGCCAUAACAAGCUGUCCACAAUAGAGAUCACCCCCCCUCCCCACAACUUGGUGACUAUCGAUGUAUCAUGCAAUGCCUUUGAGAAACUGCCGGAGUCCCUGUGUGACCUGAAGGGACUGAAGCUCAUCGAUGCCAGCAGGAACAAGCUCAACUGCCUUCCACCAAGGAUAUUCUGGCACGUGCCGAAGCUGACCAGACUGAGAGUGGGGCACAACCGUCUGUCUGCCCUGCCUGACCGGGUGGACAACUGCCUGCUGAAGGAACUGGACCUCCAACAUAACAGACUCACCCACCUCCCUGCUGCACUACUCAUGAGGGCACACAGACUACGUGUGCUGAACCUGUCCUGUAACCGGCUGGUGACCCUCCCACAGCUGGGUCCCUCGGAGAAGCUGAAGAACGUGGAGGAACUCUACCUGUCCUCCAACUACCUGGUGGAACAGUCUCUACUGGUCAUCGCAGGGUACCCACGGCUCAAGGUGCUGCACAUGGCCUACAACCUCAUCAAAACCAUCCCCGCAAGGUUCUUUGUGCGGCUGGAGCAGCUGGAGGACAUUAACCUGUCUGGAAACCACCUGACGCAGCUGCCGGCCACCAUCACGCAGCUGCCCAAGCUGCAGGUGCUACGGGCUCACUCCAACCACCUGACCAGCCUGCCAGACUUCUCACAGGCCAAACUACUCAAGGUGCUAGAUGUAGGCUGUAAUGAGCUGCGUGAGGGCAGCCUGUCGGGUGACCUGCUGUCCCAGCUGAGUGAGCUGGACCUGGGAGAGACCCAACAGUUCAGCAAGGCGGAGACUCUGGUGAACGGUUCGGCCGGCCUGGCUCUACUUGGGGCCGGACCUGACGGACAGGACUCCACGCUCUGGAGAUACGGCUGCGCGCAGACUUACGGACAGAGAAACAACCUGUGUGUCAGACAAGUCCUGAGACCGACCUACGGCGCAGAGAAGAACGAGGGUCUGUUUGCGGUGUUUGACGGCGGGAGGAACGCGGACGUGCCGCAUCAGCUCCAGACGAGCGUGGCGGAGAUCGUACAGGAGGAGGUCAGGAAACAUCAGGAGGGCGACAAGGACAACAUCCACAUGAAGUACUCGGUACUCACCGCGCACAAGAGACUGGGUUCUGUUGGUCAGAAGCUGGGCUCUUCGGGAGUCUUCUGCCACCUGCAGAGGUUAGGUGAGGACAGCUACACGCUGCACCUGGCCAACGUGGGCACCUGCCAGGCCGUGCUGUGCAGGGAGGGUGUGGCCGUCAGCCUGUCCAGGUGCCACACUCUUGUGGGGGCUCCAGAGGAGGGAGCCAGGGUGAUGGAGGUGGACGGCAUGUUCACUGAGGACAACAAAGUCAGUGGAGUGACGGAGGCCACCAGACAGCUGGGUCGGAACUACCUCCACCCGUCCAUCAUCCCAGAUCCGUACGUCCAUUCCAUCAACCUCACCCCUCGCGACGAGUUCGUCAUCCUUGCCUGUAGAGGAUUGUGGGAUUACGUCGCCCCCAUGGAGGCCGUCGAUACCGUGCGCAGUAAGAACAACCCUCUGAAGGCGGCAAAGUUGUUGAGGGACAUCGCGCAGGGCUGCGGCUCGCAGGACAACAUCAGCGUGGUGGUGGUUCGGCUGCAGGAGUGUGAUGAACCGGAGGAUAACUGCGCGGUGAUCCAGCCGGAGGACCUGCCGCCGUCCAUGGAGAACCUCACCGUGUCCGAUUCAGGGGAGAGCGACACAAAGACUGAUGGGAGCGAGGGGAGAACUAACGGAAACGGGGUAACCGCGAGUGACGGGAACGGCGUGGAAGGGUCGGUGUCAACGAUAUUGGACGACAGGUCGUCGGUGUCGUCUCUGCAGAGCACGUCGAACUCUGCGGGAAGUCAGGCUGACGAGCAGGAGUCCAAAGCCGCGCUGGCCGAUGUGACGGCAGGUUUGGACAAACAUGCCAUCCAGGAGGCGGUCCACCGAGACAGGCACAAGAAGGCUUACCAGUCCAAGUCCCACAGUCUCACCUACGGUGCAGAACGGCCCCUCAAGAACGGGUGGAAGGCGGACAGAGGCGGCUGGGUGUCGGACAACGCCGUGGAUGAUAGCGACGAGGAAGGGGUGGAAAACAUCGCCACGGAGGUGCAGGUGGAGGUGGAGGUGUACACCCCCUCCCACACCCCCUCCCACAAGUCCAACAUUGUAACAAUAGUCAAUGCCAUGGUUGCUACCACUCAGCCUGUCGAAAACGGACUACAUGAAGAGAAGGACAAGCCGGCCAGUGAACAAAACGGGGCCAUAAACGGGCACGCGGACGGGGAGAAAACGCCGCUCAAGUCUUCCAAGAGAGCCAACGGUUCGGUCGUGCCAGACUCAGACGUUAUCUGUAAGAUUGAGAUCGCUCCUCCUAAGCCCCCUCCCCGCAGUUACUCCAGCCCCCCCACCCUGGCAGUAGACACCUCCACCGACGGCAGCACGUCGCCUGUCCGAAAACGGGCCGUGGAAAACGGGCACGCCGCCAACGGCCACGAGAUGCAGGGGGUUGAGGAGGAGACGGAGGAGUACGACACUGCGCUGUAAUACAUUUUGUAAAACGAUACCCUAUUGUUUACGAUACCCAUUUGUAACCUGAGACUGCUCUGUGACAUCUAGAAAAAGUGUGCUGUAAUGUGUUACAACAGCGUAACACAACGCAGCAUUGUACAUAAGGAAAAAUGCCAUUUGUACAGACCCAGUAACUGGUCCAGUCCCCAAGCCAGGGACAUUUCCAGAAAUUUGUACCUCAUAGAUGUAUCUGUCCGCAUGGUUGAUUAAUAAAAGGUAUUAAGAUAUAUUUAGACAGGAGGUGACCAAAAAGGUACCAGAAACUGGCUUGUCUUUGUAGAGUGAGCUGUCCUAAUGUUAAUGGUAGAUAUUCUACACAUUGUAUGGACAUAGAAAGGAAAGUGCUUUCUGAUAAGAUGGUACAAGAUGGCUCACUAGAAAAUAUUGUAUGGUAAGUAAAGUAUAUGUAAAUUGUGAAUAGAAUUAACUCUUCUGAAACAAAAAGUGUUGUGGGAAGAUCCAGAAUUUCCAUCCCAAAGUGCAUUGCUUGGCAACCAGAGGCUGACAUCUGUUUGAAGAAAAUGGAUGGAGAUUUCCCAACUUCUGUGUCGGGACAAAGUUGAGAAGAAUAAACAAAAGUCACCCAAUAAUACUAGUAUUUACCUUUAACUACACUAAAGUAAAGUUCACAUUCUACAAGGCAGAUUCUCGAAGUGACCAAUUGCUGAACAUCUAAUUUCACACAAAUAUAUGCAGCUUGACUGGUUUUCAAAGCAUGGAAAGAACACUUAUAAGAAAAUGGAUUAGAAAGAUUAUCAAACCCAGUAAAUGUUUUGGCUACAUUUAUGUACUUGACAUAGAUAAAUCAUUGUUUCUAUU